ACGCCUCGGAAAUUUGUGAAUAGCAGCAACGCUGUCGUGUUGAUCUACCAAAACGUAAACAACUCCGUAUCCACCGGCUUUACCGCAAAAAACAAGCUUCCGAUAAGCGAAAAGCACCGACACCGUGUUCACCAGCACCGUGUACCAUUUUCCUGUUGACCCCAGUACAUCCCAACGGCCGGCAAAGUGGCGGACGUACCGAAAAUGAAGCUCAUCGACUCGGUCGUGAGGAGCUUCAAGGUGGCGAAGGUGUUCCGCGAGAACACGGACAAAAUCAACGCCAUCGACUUUUCCGCCAACGGUGAGAUGUUGAUAUCGUGCAGCGAGGACGACCAGAUCGUGCUGUACGAUUGCGAGAAGGGCACCCAGAUCCGGACGGUCAACUCGAAAAAGUACGGCGUCGAUCUGAUCCACUUCACACACGCCAACAACACGGCCAUACACAGCUCGACCAAGGUGGACGACACGAUCCGGUACCUGAGCCUGCACGACAACAAAUACCUCCGGUACUUUCCCGGACACACGAAAAAGGUGAUCUCGCUCAACAUUUCCCCGGUGGAGGAUACGUUUCUGUCCGGAUCGCUCGAUAAGACGCUCCGGUUGUGGGAUCUCCGGUCGCCCAACUGCCAGGGCGUGAUGCAGCUGAACGGCCGUCCGGUUGCGGCCUACGAUCCGGAAGGUUUAAUUUUUGCCGCUGGCGUAAAUUCGGAAAGUAUAAAGCUGUACGAUUUGCGCUCGUUCGAUAAGGGACCGUUCGUGACGUUCAAGCUAAACCAGGAGAAGGAAUGCGAUUGGACGGGGUUAAAGUUUUCGCGCGACGGCAAAACAAUUCUGAUCAGUACGAACGGUUCCAUCAUUCGAUUAAUCGACGCGUUCCACGGAACACCACUGCAAACGUUCACUGGACAUUUAAACAAUAAGGGCAUUCCCAUCGAGGCAUCCUUCAGUCCCGACUCGCAAUUCAUUUUCUCCGGCAGUACGGACGGCCGGGUGCACGUGUGGAACGCCGACACCGGCUACAAAAUAUGCGUUCUCAACGGUGACCAUCCCGGCCCGGUACAGUGUGUACAGUUUAAUCCGAAGUUUAUGAUGCUUGCGUCCGCCUGCACCAACAUGGCAUUCUGGUUGCCGACCGGCGAGGAGUAAUGGUGGUGGGCAACUAUUUUAAAUCACGCUGUGUACAGAAAGUCUACACCGUCGUUUCCCCCAAAACCCAAUGCUAUCAACAAUACAACCUCGAACAGGACACUGCGAGCAUUUUGCGUCGGCUACUUUUGACGAAAACGAGCUGAAAGGGCUGAAUCCGGGUUCCACUUGUGUUCGGAAAGCUACGCAUUAGCUUCAAUAUUGUAGAGAGGCAGUACAGUUAAGACUCGAGCGAAAUAAAAACAUAGAGUAUGUUUCGAUGUGCAAUUUUCACUUCGAAAAUUCCCAAA
This is a messenger RNA of Anopheles stephensi (Asian malaria mosquito), 1436 nucleotides long. RefSeq names its product WD repeat-containing protein 82 (gene Wdr82). The record is from RefSeq and is a predicted model, not a curated record. Bases 205 to 1146 code for a protein of 313 amino acids. The transcript is spliced from 2 exons. Gene Ontology annotation, molecular function: chromatin binding; protein binding. NCBI's taxonomy places the organism in Eukaryota, Metazoa, Arthropoda, Insecta, Diptera, Culicidae. Gene Ontology annotation, cellular component: Set1C/COMPASS complex.